GAGAAGAACCGCAAAACACAUACUACCGUCCGUAUACAGUUACUACAUGCUAAACUACUGCUAGCUAACAUGAAAAAAACAUAAACAAAACCAACACAGUCACGUACAUAUACAUACAUAGUCUUCCUCUUUGGUCAUGUCCUCAUGGCACCAAAUUAAGGCACGCCUGAUUCAUUCGACGUCAAUUGAGACUAGACUAUAUAUAUAUAUAUACUCAAAAUUCACAAGCAUCCACCACCAUCACCGGAGAAGAUGUGAUCGAUUUCUUUGCAAUUGCCAUGUCGUCAUCGGAUCGCACUUGCCUCCUACCAUCACAGAGGCAUCUCUUUUGCCCCUAAUCGACUCCGCUUUCGCCGAUGAUUGAUGUUAUAGACUUUGCUGAUUACUUCUUCAAUGGACACCUCUUUCUUUGUCAAUCAAAAGGUAUGUUGCACGGGACCCAAGGAAAAGUUCUACCGUAAAAGACAAAUCAACUUAUAUUUUGGUUCCUAGGCAAGAUGAUCAAAAUCUUUCAAAUGUAGCUUCUUCAUAAGGAAACCAGACUUUUUAUGAGAAUGGAAUUGCUGGAAGUAAUGAUGUUGGAAAGAAGAAAGUACUACUUCUUAAAGGGAAAAGAAAGAGAAAUAAUCACCGUAUCUGAUUCAGAUAACAUGUCACAACAUCAUAGCAUAACGUCUUCAACUAAAACAAUUCUUAGCUCUACAGCUCUGAAACAGAAUCAGCAGCAUGAAGGUAGUGGAAGGAUUAUCAAAAGCAUACUCACAAACAAGGAUUUUCGACAAAGUCAGUCUUCCAGGGGCCAUUCUGAGCGGCAGAUCCAAACAUCUAAUUUAGAAAAAGAAAAACAAACCACUCGCACAGUUCAUGUGCAAUUGAUUUUGAAGGGCAUUGAUGGUGUGCCAGAGAAUAGGAUUACUGUGCAUGAUUUACAUGUUUCUGGUGAGAGACAGAAGAGGCGUUUUAGACAUAAGGAUAGGCCUGACCGUAGUGUUUGGACAAGUCGUUCCAAUGGAGGUGAUGAAUCUUUGUCAUCCUCAGCUUCUUCACAAUUAGAUCCUUUAGAAGGAGGUCAUGCAGAUGGCUAUUCAAUUUCGAGUGAGGGAAAGCAUCCUAGAAAACCUAGUACCUCUGCUUAUGGUUCUAAUGAGAAACAAGUUUGGGUCCAAAAAGCUAGUUCUGGGACCUAGAUUAUUUAGAUUGGUGAGACACAUUUCUUUCAUCAGGCCUAUAAUUUCAUAGCUUGGAAUGACGCUUGUUUUGUUGAUGAAUUAAUAUUAAAACUUAGAUGAUUGAUAUUCUUUAUUACCUUCUUAAAUUUCUCUGUGUGGCAUCAACAUUUUAGGAUAUAUUUAUGACUUCAUAUCACUCUAGAUCCAGUUAUCAUUGCUUUUUUUUGUUCCUUACUGUCACAAACAAUUUUCUCUAUAAUGUUAAUGUUGGUUCUUUUGAAUUUUUUUUUUAACUGUUAAAUGUGAUUUCACUUGAUUGUAAUGAAGAUGUAGAUGAUAUACUUUUGGCACGACUUUGUUUAACAGUGUUUCAAUAAUUGCAUUAUGUUUAUCAAGUCAAUAUCGAAAAUCUUUGUUUCAUUCACAUGCACAUGUAAAUGUAAAUGUUGGCUUAAUUUAUUUUCCAUUUUGUGUCGAAGUUAAUGAUUUUC
Messenger RNA from Trifolium pratense (red clover), 1660 nucleotides. Its product is annotated as regulator of nonsense transcripts UPF3-like. Gene Ontology annotation, molecular function: zinc ion binding; mRNA binding. The record is from RefSeq and is a predicted model, not a curated record. The transcript has 7 exons. Bases 549 to 1187 code for a protein of 212 amino acids. NCBI's taxonomy places the organism in Eukaryota, Viridiplantae, Streptophyta, Magnoliopsida, Fabales, Fabaceae. Gene Ontology annotation, biological process: positive regulation of translation; nuclear-transcribed mRNA catabolic process, nonsense-mediated decay. Gene Ontology annotation, cellular component: cytoplasm; nucleolus.